AUGGCAUCAACUCUCACAGGUCUUGUCGCCACUAGCACGCCAGUUGAGCACGUCAAGGUCAUUGCCUUUAACCGGCCGGAAAAGAGAAACGCGCUCUCACAGGCCCUCAUUGAUGAGUUAUUGCAGGAACUCUCGGCUGCCUCCAAGGACGACAGCGUCCACGCCAUAGUCAUUACUGGGAACCAAUCCUUCUUCUCGGCUGGCGCCGAUAUCAAGGAGAUAUCCGCCAUCGAUACAGAAACAGCACAGCGGCGCAGAUACCUCGAAGACCUCUGCAAUGGCCUCGGGGCGGUACGAAAACCACUAAUCGCCGCGGUCGAGGGCAUGGCGCUUGGCGGGGGGUUCGAGGUUGCACUCGCGUGCGAUAUCAUUACAGCGUCCACAGAGGCCUACUUUGGUCUGCCCGAGGUCAAAAUUGGGCUGAUUCCCGGCGCUGGCGGUACCCAGCGACUGACCAACAUUGUCGGCAAAUACAAGGCCAUGCACAUGAUCCUGUUUGGGUCUUCCAUCACCAGCGAGGAAGCCAAAGCUCAAGGCUUGGUGUCUGAGAUUUAUCCUGCCGGGUCCGUCUUGGAAAACACUCUCAAGCUUGCUGGGCAGCUGGCACAGCUCAGUCCUGGCGCACUCUCGCUCGCUAAAGAGGCGAUUCGUCGAAGUAUGUUUGAGUUUCUCUUGCCCUUGGGUUCCACACACAAUGCUAAUCAGAAACUUUCUAUUGGUGCAGGCGAUGACAAAGGUCGUGAUGAUGAGUUUGAGCGGAGCCUAUACUACUCUGCCUUUAGCUCGUCGCACAAAAUCGAGGGUAUUGCAGCGUUCCUGGAGAAGCGACCACCAAAAUGGGCUUGA
Molecule: messenger RNA, 846 nt
Organism: Pestalotiopsis fici W106-1
Lineage: Eukaryota; Fungi; Ascomycota; Sordariomycetes; Amphisphaeriales; Sporocadaceae
Exons: 4
Coding region: 1-846 (281 amino acids)
Biological process (GO): fatty acid beta-oxidation
Cellular component (GO): mitochondrion
Molecular function (GO): enoyl-CoA hydratase activity
Source: RefSeq, a predicted model, not a curated record